UCGAAUGUCAUUGAAGUUCUGAAGUUCUGAGCACUUGUAACGGUUUGUAAAGGAUGAUGCCGGAAGCAAAAAAGAACUCUGAGAAAGGAAACAUGCUGACAUGUUGAAAAAGAAUGAAUUAAGUAAGUGAAAGAAACAGGAACAUAAUGUAUCAAGUCGUACCCGGAGGAGCCGGGGGCACCAUCACGGAUGGUGUGCCUAUCAAGAAAAUAAACAAGGAGAGCCGGCCACUGGUAGGCGCCGGAGUUCUGGGUCUGGUCCUGGUCAUUGCCGCUGUGACGGCAUGGUGUUAUUAUUUUGCCUCCUUUCGUAAAGCUGAUCUGUUAAAGACUGAGCUGUUGGACCUGAAUAAGGAUGGCUUUCUCAUUCGCAACCACGCAGGGGGGAUUGUAUUCAAGAUGGCGUUCAGGUCUGGAACACUCGACCUGGACUCCUGCUCUAAGCAGGGCGUGAUCCUCCGAUGCUCUCGCUCCAAUGCCGGCCGAAUCAAUUUCUUCAUUAUGACGGUGGAGCCCAAAAAGACGGUCAUGUGCUAUCGCGUGCGCUGGGAGGAGCUGGAUUCCGAUCGACCCGUGAUGCACGCCAUGUCCUACAACGGCUCACACUGGUACGGAGGUUCCGAGUCCGCCGUGCAGCACUGGCCCAUCGCCAUCUCAGGCCAGCAAGCGCCCAAGCCGUUCGUCACCAGCGACGUUUAUUCCAACCGCAACGACUUCGGGGGCAUCCUGGAGCGCUACUGGCUGUCAUCCAACGCCACCGCUAUUAAGAUCAACGACUCGGUGCCCUUUCACCUGGGCUGGAACGAUACAGAGAGGUCGUUAUACUUUCAGGCACGAUAUCAAGACAGUCCAUACAAGCCUUUGCCCGGGAUGCCGCCUUAUGCCGAGCUCAGCUACCGUGUGUGUGUUGGACAAGACGUAACCUCUAUACACAAGGUCAUGGUCCGCAGGUACUUCCCAAAGCCCAACAAGGUACCGUUAGAAGCCACGUUCCGCUACCCUAUAUGGUCCACCUGGGCUCUACACAAAACGGACAUUAACCAGGAGAAGCUUUUAAACUAUGCAGAGAAUAUACGAACCCAUGGCUUUAACUGCAGCCACAUCGAGUUAGACGACCGCUACACCACCAAGUACGGCGACUUUGAAUUCGAUCCCGAAAAGUUCCCCAACGCCUCCGGGAUGUUCCAAAAACUAAAAGCAGAUGGCUUUUUGGUGUCAUUGUGGACGCACCCCUUUGUAAACUACGACUCCGCCAACUUUGGCCCGUGCGCACAUAAGGGCCUGUUCGUGAUGGAGCCCACCGGGCAGCUUCCCGCCCUGGUGCGCUGGUGGAACGGCAUCGGAGGCAUCCUAGACUUCACCAACCCAGAGGCUCGGAACUGGUUCACCUCUCACCUCCGAGCUCUCCGCACCAAAUACGGAGUGUCCUCCUUCAAGCUGGACGCUGGCGAGACCAACUACCUCCCCUGGCGCUUCAGGACACGCGCCCAUCUCCCAGACCCCAGCACGUUCACGCGGCGCUAUACGGAGAUGGCCUUGCCGUUCAACGAGCGGGCGGAGCUGCGAUCAGGCUACGGGUCACAAAACGUGUCCUGCUUUUUCCGCCUCAUCGACCGAGAUUCUGUGUGGGGCUACGAGCUCGGUCUGAAGUCGAUCAUCCCCACUGUGCUUACCAUCAGCAUCCUGGGUUACCAGUUCAUCCUGCCUGAUAUGAUCGGAGGCAACGCGUACGCCAACCGAACCUACAAAAACGGCAAACUCCCUGAUCGUGAGCUGUACAUCCGCUGGCUGGAACUGUCCGCCUUCAUGCCCGCCAUGCAGUUCUCCAUCCCGCCAUGGGAGUACGACUCGGAGGUGGUGGCUAUCGCCAAGCGCUUCACUGAACUUCACGAGACUCUCGUGGCACCCAGAGUUCUGGAACUGGCGGGCGAGGUUCUCAACACCGGCGACCCCAUCAUCCGCCCUCUGUGGUGGAUAGCCACCGACGAUGAAACCGCCUACCGUGUGGAUUCACAGUUUCUCAUAGGGGACGAUCUGAUGGUGGCACCAGUGCUGGAGCCUCACAAGCAAGAAAGGGAUAUUUACCUCCCGCGCGGUCGCUGGAGGAGCUACAAGGGAGAGCGCUACGAUAAUAAAGAACCCAUGCAUCUUACAGAUUACGCCGUGGACCUUGAUGAGAUUGCAUACUUUAUUUGGGUUCAGUAAUGCAGUUUCUCGCAUUUUCCAGGGCGUUGAACCACAUGCUGAAUUGUGUGAUAAGCUAUCGUGCUAAAAUGCUGUUAGAAUAAAACACUUCUGUGGUAGAGAAGCAAACACUUUAUAAACGACUGUCACUAAUUUCAUUUUCAGC
Molecule: messenger RNA, 2349 nt
Organism: Trichomycterus rosablanca
Lineage: Eukaryota; Metazoa; Chordata; Actinopteri; Siluriformes; Trichomycteridae
Gene: myorg
Product: myogenesis regulating glycosidase (putative)
Exons: 3
Coding region: 147-2204 (685 amino acids)
Biological process (GO): carbohydrate metabolic process; skeletal muscle fiber development
Molecular function (GO): hydrolase activity, hydrolyzing O-glycosyl compounds
Source: RefSeq, a predicted model, not a curated record